AUGUUGUUGCUCAAUGGAAUCACAGUGCUGUUUAUGGCUGUUUUCACAAUGGCUGUUUCCGUUUUGGAUCCAGCCACUUUGGUGAUAUAUGACCCAAAAUUAACUACAUUAGAUGAAAUCUCCCAAUAUACUGAAAGUUUAAACCAAAGACAAUUUCAAUUAACUUUUAAAGAAGUUGGUGAAACUAUUCAAUUAUUUAAAAAUCAAGAAAAGUUAUAUUCAAAUGUCAUUAUUUUCCCAACUAAAUUAAGAACAAUUGGUGAAGAAAUUAAUGGUGCUAAAUUAUUAGAAUUUUUCAAUAAAGGUGGUAAUAUCUUAACUAUAACUAAUCCAGAUGGAUUAAGUGAAUCUACUAGAACUUUCUUAAACCAAUUAGGUAUUUAUCCAAGUCCAAGAAACCAUGCUUUAUUAGAUCAUUUCCAAUAUGAUCCGAAAAAAGCUAGUGAUACUCAUGAUGUUGUUAAAUUAAAUUCUUCAAAUGUUAUUGAUAAUGGUGCAAUCAUUCCAAAACAAGACGGGGAUUUAGAAUUUAAUUAUAAAGGUUCCACUGCAAUUUUGGGUAAUGGUAGAUUAAUUUUCCCAAUUUUACAAGCUCCAACAACUUCAUAUACCAAAGAUUUAAAAAAUGAUGAUUUAAUCUUGGAAAAUAAUUGGUCACAAGGUACUCAAGGUUAUCUUUCUGUUGGGUUCCAAGGUUUAAAUAAUGCAAGAGCAGGAUGGAUUGGUUCAGAUGAAUGGUUUCAAAACGGAAAUGAUGAUAAAUUUGGUGGAAUUUUAAUUGAUUCUUUAACUAAAUGGAUUUUACAUGAAACUAAAGUUAUUAAAGUUACACAAGUUGAACAUUCUCAUUCAGAUGGUACCCUGUAUGAAAAUAGACCAUAUAAGAUUAAAGAUGAAAUCAUUUAUAAAAUUGCCAUUACACAAUGGGAUCCAGAAACUUCUAAAUGGAUUCCAUUUGAAGCAGCUGAUGUUCAAUUAGAAAUUAAAUUAUUAGAUCCAUAUCAUAGAUUAAAUUUAAUUCCAAGUGGUAUUUUGGGAGAUUCAACAAUUUAUUCAGUUAAAUUCCAAUUACCAGAUCAUCAUGGUGUUUUCACAUUUACAACAAAUUAUAGACGUCCAGGUUUAAGUUAUAUUGAUGAAACAAAUACAAUGGCAAUUCGUCAUUUAGCUAAUGAUGAAUAUCCAAGAAGUUGGGAUAUUAGUAAUUCAUGGGUUUAUGUUACUAGUGCUGUUGUUGUUUUCAUUGGUUGGUUUAUAUUUGUUAUUUUAUUCAUUUAUUCUGGUGAAUCAUCAAUUGAUGGAAAGAAAGAGAAAUGA
This is a messenger RNA of Hansenula ciferrii, 1317 nucleotides long. RefSeq names its product dolichyl-diphosphooligosaccharide-protein glycotransferase (gene WBP1). The transcript has a single exon. The record is from RefSeq and is a predicted model, not a curated record. Lineage: Eukaryota; Fungi; Ascomycota; Saccharomycetes; Phaffomycetales; Wickerhamomycetaceae. The coding region runs from base 1 to 1317 and encodes 438 amino acids. Gene Ontology annotation, cellular component: endoplasmic reticulum membrane; oligosaccharyltransferase complex.